CUCCCCCACAGUGUCCCGGAUGAGGAAGUGAAGCGCUGACAGGGCUGGGUUCCGUCACAGAGUCGAUCCGAACCUCGUCCGUAAACACACAAACACGCGCGCGCAUCGAACCGAACCGAAGUCCACCGCAGGCUCGAGACCCGCAGACACCGCAGACAUGAAUGACCAGCAGUUGGAUUGUGCUCUGGACCUCAUGAGGCGUUUGCCUCCACAACAGAUCGAGAAGAACCUCAGUGACCUCAUCGACCUGGUACCCAGUCUGUGUGAAGAUCUGCUGUCGUCUGUGGAUCAGCCGCUGAAGAUCGCUCGUGAUAAAGUGGUGGGCAAAGAUUAUCUUCUGUGUGAUUACAACCGUGACGGCGACUCCUACAGAUCCCCCUGGAGCAAUAAGUACGAGCCUCCUAUAGAUGAUGGAGCCAUGCCGUCUGCUCGCCUCCGCAAGCUGGAGGUGGAGGCCAACAACGCUUUCGACCAAUACAGAGACCUGUAUUUCGAGGGCGGGGUUUCGUCCGUGUAUCUGUGGGAUCUGGAUCAUGGGUUUGCAGGUGUGAUCCUCAUUAAGAAGGCAGGAGACGGCUCGAAAAAGAUCAAGGGAUGCUGGGACUCCAUCCAUGUGGUGGAGGUGCAGGAGAAAUCCAGCGGCCGUACGGCUCACUACAAACUCACAUCUACUGUCAUGCUGUGGCUGCAAACCACCAAAACCGGCUCAGGAACCAUGAACCUGGGCGGCAGCCUCACCAGACAGAUGGAGAAAGAUGAAACUGUUGGAGAAUCCUCUCCUCACAUUGCUAACAUCGGACGGCUGGUGGAGGAUAUGGAGAAUAAGAUCCGAUCCACCCUGAAUGAGAUUUAUUUCAGCAAGACUAAAGACAUUGUCAACGGUCUGAGAUCUAUUGAGUCUCUUCCUGAUAAUCAAAAGUACCGUCAGUUGCAGCGGGAACUCUCUCAGGUUCUGACUCAGCGUCAGAUCUACAUUGACUAGGGUCAGAGGAGCGUUCAGACGCUGGCGGAUAAGACACAGAAGGAGGCUCUGAAGAACGAUCUGUUGAACGCACUCAGCCAACGCAGCAAACAGCAAAGCUAGAAACCAUUCGUCUCUCUCUUUCUCACUCUCUCUCUCUCUCUCUCUCUCCACCUCACACCCGUCUGCUCAUCACCAGGAGAAAAGACGCUGCUUUUAGUUUUUUGUAUUUUCAGCUCACCUGUCUGUCUCUCUGGCCGUCUGUCUGUUUGCUCUGCGAUCAUGUAGUAUUAAGACAGUGCUGUGCGUGCGUGUCUGUCUGUCUGGCUGUCGGUGACAUCACAGUCCGCUCAUCAGAAGAACACGUUUAUUGCUUUUGUGUACGCUUGAGAAGUGAAUGAGGCGCCCCAGAGAGGCGGGAGAGGGAUUAUAUAAAUAUAUAUAUAUGAAUUAAUAUACACAUGUAUGUAUUAUGGCCAUUAUAUCAUUUAAUAUUCUCGCUGUUAAUAUUCAACAUUCUGCUUGACUUCAGACAAUGUGCGAGUGUGUUUGUGCGAGUGUGUUGUGAUUGUCUGUGUGUUCACGCAAGAACAGCACACAUAUUCCUGCUGUCUCUCUCUCUCUCUCUCUCUCUCUGUUUAUCUAGGAGCAUCAGACAGUUUUGUUUUCUGCAGGGUGGAUUUUCAUCAUUAUUUGUCUAGUUUAUUUUUGUUUUGUUUUUUGUAAAAGCUUGACUGUUUAUGUUGUAUUAGGGGCCUCCAGCAACAAUAAAAACACGAAAACUCUCA
Triplophysa dalaica is the source of this 1749-nucleotide messenger RNA. RefSeq names its product capping actin protein of muscle Z-line subunit beta (gene capzb). The coding region runs from base 158 to 982 and encodes 274 amino acids. Gene Ontology annotation, cellular component: F-actin capping protein complex; cytoplasm. Gene Ontology annotation, biological process: negative regulation of filopodium assembly; regulation of lamellipodium assembly; barbed-end actin filament capping. The transcript has 10 exons. Gene Ontology annotation, molecular function: actin filament binding. The record is from RefSeq and is a predicted model, not a curated record. NCBI's taxonomy places the organism in Eukaryota, Metazoa, Chordata, Actinopteri, Cypriniformes, Nemacheilidae.